This is a messenger RNA of Schistocerca nitens (vagrant locust), 3304 nucleotides long. RefSeq lists its product as uncharacterized. Lineage: Eukaryota; Metazoa; Arthropoda; Insecta; Orthoptera; Acrididae. The record is from RefSeq and is a predicted model, not a curated record. The coding region runs from base 21 to 2597 and encodes 858 amino acids. The transcript has 7 exons.
CCCAGUGUCGACAGCAGACAAUGCAGCCGGCGGUGGUCGUAGCCUCCCUCGCGGCUCUGUUGGCAUCAGACGGGACGGUGCUGGACUGCGUCUGCACCCACCUCCGCCACGUCACUGCCUCUGGCAGCAUCUGGGGAGCGAGUGCCGGUGAACGCUACAUCUGGUUCCACUACUGUGAAUAUCCCGAAUGGUUCCCGGUGGCCGUAGCAUUCGGGCCCCCGGAGCAUCAUCCGUCCGCCGCAGACUCACCUGUGGAGCGCCUGUCGGCCCGCAUCUGGGACUACGGACUGCCGCCGCCGCCGCCGCCGCCGCCGCCCGCAGGUGGGUGGCGGCAGGGAGGGGGAAGGGGGUGCGCCGGCGCCCUGGCCGAGCUCCGCCGCCUCGCGUGGGAAGAAGCCUGGCAGCUCGUCGAGGAGCUCGACUGCCGGAUCGCCGGCGACUGCAUCGACUCCUGCUCUGUGCCGAGGUUGAACAACAUGGAAUGGAACAUGACAACGCUGCAAAUGGAUGAUCUGAGACCUAUCCUGUCUCAGUCACUCCAAGCUGUUCGGCGCAUCACAAGAGCCACGGUCGGCAGGAUGACAUGUGAGGGCUGGCGUCUACCUGAUUCUGAGCGGAUGUAUAAAACUGUUUUCCAGGAACGCCUCUCCAGCUACUGGCGAGACGUGGCGCAGCUGCUCUCGCUCAGUGCGACGCACUACUCACAGCUGUUGGUUCCCCUCGCAUUCGAAGAUAUGGGUAACCACACGAGUGGUCAGCAACUCCACGGUUGGAUCAAGGACGUGGAACGUGUGAAAGACAUGCUGCACACGAAAUUAAUCGGAUUGGUACACGACGCGCAAUACGUCAGCAAACAGGUAGAGCACUACGAGAUGGAAGAAAAGGACAGGCCGGGACGCUUGAUAUUCAGGCGGCCGCUGUUGAGUGAACGCCUACUGCGCUAUCAGCCGUGGAACCUCUCCUUUCCCGACGACUUCAGUGCGCUGUGCGAGGAGCGGCAGCCAGAGCUGUCGCAGGUGUUCAGCCUAGCUGCCUCACUGUACGCCGCCUAUCGCGUCUACUGGUACGCUGCCGCUGAGUACAUCGAUUUAUUAUACGAAGAUGAAUUCAAGACUGUAGAUGAGGAGUGGCAGCUGGAAGACAGAAGCAACGCUACGUUCUCUGUGGACACUGACUGCGUGCAGCUGUUGGUGAACGCCCUGGACCACCCCACAUGUCCGCUGGAACACCUGCCUCUGGAAGCGGUUAAGCAGCGCGAGCAGUGCCGUGUGCAGCUGUGGGACGACGUGGUGCAGAGGUCGCCCCUCAUACCCGUGACCAGCUACCUGGCCUACACGCAGAGGGUGAACGUCAACCUCUGUCUGCUGGCCUGGAUGGCAGUCAACUCGUACAGCAUUUGUCAGGGCGUCCCAUUUAGUAUGAUACAGUCCGUGAGUGAUGCUCGUUGCUAUUUCGAUAGACCUGACGAUCAAUCGUGUCUGCAAUCGAACGCUACAGAUGCCAUCUGCUCUGUUUCCAGAGCUAUUCUGUUGCUGAAGUGCCGCGAUUUUUCCUCCUUUAAGCAUUGCCAUAAUUGUACGCUCAUUUAUUUCCAAUUUCUAUCGAGCGAUCGUACUAGCAGCAUGCUGCAUCAAAAGCUAACAGAAGAAACACUGAACUACAAAAACAGUUUAAAUAACGCUACCUUAAAAUACAAGGAUUUCAAAAUCGACAGCUUGAAGCCUUUAGAAAUUUCAUUUAUAAUGGUAAACAUUAUUUUCCGUUUUUCGACUGCCGGAGUAUACAUGUACCUUCCCCAGUUACGUAACUUGCCUGGAAAGAUACUCUUGUCCUUUCAGAUCACGUGUAUAAUCCAGAUCCUGUGUUCUGAGGUCGUGUAUCGUAUGGCAGGUUUCCCUGACUUACCUACAGCAGUGCUGAUAGAUAGCGCCCUCACACUUCUCAGCUGUAUCUGGCUAAACUCAUUCUGCUACCAGAUGUAUGCUUGUGUUCGUCAUCUCAGGCUUCCAAACGACCUGCUACCUGCUGAAGUAAGCAAGUUAUUCUGUCAUCAGGUGUUGUAUGUGUUAAUACCGUGGAGUAUAGUAUGUGCGGCAGCUGUUGCUUUGGAAAAGACGAGUAAAUAUUACCUGAUCCACAGUCGUGUGUUAGUCCUUCUGGGGACUUCAAUGUCAGUGGCUUUCAAUUUGGUUUUUCAAGGCCUGGUUGGAUACAUGUACCUACGUACUCGGUAUUCAUUGCGGCAACUCAAAAUUGUUGACAACACUAAAUUUGCCUCAAAGAAGGAAUGUCUUUUUAUGUCAGUUAAGGCCGUUAUUUUAAGUGGAAUAGGAAUUAUUAUUAGAAUUGGGUUCCACCAGGCUCAAGGGAUAGCGCAGUUAGUGUAUUAUGUACAUCUAGCUACAAUGGUGCAAGGACCAGUGCUCUUCGUCUGUUUCGUUUGUAAUGGAACGACGCUCCCCGUAGUGAAGAACAGGGUACUGGCAUGGUGGAACCCAAAUAGCAUCCCUGCUGGGCUAGAGCUGUGUUUAGCAGCUGAGAGGAAUCUAGCCAGGAGAAACAAUGAACAGUCUCUGGUUACAGAAUCCUCUCUGUAGCCUCCUUCAGUAUUUUUCGCAAGUAACUGUCUUGACAGUAGACUGCAUUAAAGCCAGCAAUAAAAAUUGAAUCUACCUGAUAUGACAAUAUUAAACGUCAUUAAAUGUGAUAUAGUACAGCCAGGACUUCUCUUUCCUUAUGUCUUCUUCAUUUAUAACUGCAUGCUUGCUUGCAAGUGGUAACCUCUGUCUACACAUUCUAAGGCACUGAGAUUACUUACUAGAAUUGUUGGGAAACGCUUUGUGUACCCAAAAAUAUCUGGUACCGUGCACCGCGGAAUUUGAAUCCCCACCAGACGUUAUGGACGUCGAAGACCCCUAGAGGUCUCUGCACCAUCGCGCCGUAAGCUGUGGCGGCGCUCGCCCCCUGGCCCGCAUUUAGCGUGAGGGCGCCACAGUGGAACACGUGGUUGCACCGGCCAAUAGCGGCGUCCUCGAUAGAGUACUUAAGCGCCUGCCUCUCGCUCAGCCAGUCCCCGAUCCUCUCCCACCCCCGCCCGCUGCCGCGCCUGUAUUCCUACGUCCCGCCCGGUCUCCAUCUGUCCACCCUCCUUACCCUCUCCCAAGGUGGCUUCCGCCGGCUCCCUCUCCCUGAUGAUGUCCUCGUCCCCUCCAACUACCCCUCCUAUCAACUUUGACCCUGCCCCGCCCCCCCCUUCCGGUGUCCUUUCCUUUCGGCACCCUCCCUCCCUUCUUUUCUCUUCCCU